Molecule: messenger RNA, 1192 nt
Organism: Gloeophyllum trabeum ATCC 11539
Lineage: Eukaryota; Fungi; Basidiomycota; Agaricomycetes; Gloeophyllales; Gloeophyllaceae
Product: NAD P-binding protein
Exons: 12
Coding region: 22-975 (317 amino acids)
Cellular component (GO): intracellular anatomical structure
Molecular function (GO): oxidoreductase activity, acting on NAD(P)H, oxygen as acceptor
Source: RefSeq, a predicted model, not a curated record
AGUUCUCACCUAUCAUCUCCCAUGUCGACCCAGCUCUUCGCCCGCUCGAUAACCGUCGUCGCCCGCCCCGGUGCCCGCGCUGGGUCCAGUGCUCUUCGUGCACGGUUCUCGACGAGGCCAGCGUUGCAGAAUGCCGCUCCUGCCCAAGCCAAGGGGGGCAAGUCACCCAGGGUUCUACAAGAUUUCUCAAUGGAGGGUCGGGUCUGCCUAAUCACCGGUGGUGCUAGAGGUCUCGGAAACGAGUUCUGUCGAGCGUUCAUAGACUCGGGCUGCACGACGAUGGCGAUUCUGGAUCUAAAACAAUCAGAAGCUGAGGACGCCGCCCGCGACCUGGUCGCUACUGCAUGCCUUAACAGCGAUUCCAAGCCCGAGGAUUUCAAGAUAAUUGGUCUCGAAUGUGACGUCUCAUCUGAGCGCUCCGUGAUCAAGGCCUUCAACGAGACCAUGGAUACCUUUGGUCGGUUAGACUCGGUCGUCGCCUCAGCUGGUAUCGUGGAGAACUACUCUGCUUUCGACUACCCCUUUGAUCGGAUAAAGCGGCUGUACGACAUCAACGUUCACGGUGCUUUUUUCACUGCCCGGGAGGCUGCGCGGAACAUGAUUCCGCAGGGCGGAGGAGCCAUCGUCCUCGUCUCGAGUAUGAGUGCCAACAUUGUCAACAUUCCCCAGCCACAAACGCCGUAUAACGCUUCGAAAGCAGCCGUGAAGCAUAUGGCAGCGUCUCUCGGUGUUGAGUGGGCGAAGAAGGGCGUCCGGGUCAACGUGUUGAGUCCCGGUUAUAUGUUGACCAAGUUGACGAAAACCAUCCUCGAACACGAUCGGGAAUUGAAGAAAACUUGGGAAUCCCUUACGCCAAUGGGUCGGAUGGGUGAACCUCACGACUUGGCAGGUGCUGUGGUGUUCCUGGCGAGUGACGCGUCCCGCUUCAUGACAGGUGCGGAGGUGCGCGUCGAUGGUGGCUACUGCAUCAUCUAAACGGGUCGAGUUUGAAUCAUCUUCAAUGUAAAUUUGCAUAAUGGCGCGUCAUAGAAGUAUCCUAUUAUCUCACUAUGGAACUGGGGCUACACGUUUGGGACUACACAAGCGGACAGACACUAAUACCCGGUUGCUGCGGUCUUCUUGAUGUAGUAGAGUACGAUGUUCCUACUACAUACCCGUCCAAUAAUUAUUUGUAGAUUGUCAGUGCUCCACA